ACGCGGCGGCAGCUCCCUCCGCAGCCCCGCGCCUCCCCAGCCCCGCCGCCGCCGCACCGGGCAUGGCCGCCCCCCGCCGCCGCGCCCCGCGAUAGCCCCACGACCCGACGCGUCGCCGAGGUGUUCAUCUCGGUGGGGCCACACUGACCAUGCUCAGGAGCUUCUGUCUCCAGCUCAUGUCCUUGAUUUGGAUCCUCUUGGCCCAUCACCAGCUUGUGCAAGGGGAUGACUGUAGUGAGCGCUGUAAUCUCGCCCACGGCUGCUGUGAUCAGGAUGGGAAGUGCAGGUGUGAUCCAGGCUGGGAGGGGGAGUACUGCGAGGAGUGCGUGCGCAUGCCGGGCUGUCUUCAUGGGACGUGCCACCAGCCUUGGCAGUGCAUCUGUCACACCGGCUGGGCUGGCAAGUUCUGUGACAAAGAUAUACACAUCUGCGAACACCAGUCCCCAUGUCAGAAUGGGGCACAGUGCAUCUACGAUCAAGAUGGGGAAUAUUCCUGCUUGUGUCCAGAAGGUUUCCACGGGAAGGACUGUGAGAUGAAGACAGGGCCAUGUGAGAAGGCAGGGUCUCCAUGCAAGAAUGGUGGGCAGUGUCAAGAUGAAAACGGCUUUGCAAGCAACUUCACCUGCCGGUGUCUCGCUGGCUUUGUGGGGACUUUCUGUGAACACGACGUGGAYGACUGCCUGAUGCGCCCCUGUGCCAACGGGGCCACCUGCCACGAUGGCAUCAACCGCUUCUCCUGCCAGUGCCAGGUGGGCUUUGAAGGGCGUUUCUGCACCAUCAACAUCAAUGACUGUGCCAGCCAGCCAUGCAAAAACGGGGCAAAGUGCUAUGACCGCAUCAAUGACUAUGACUGCUUGUGUCCUGACCGUUUCACUGGCAAAACCUGCGAGAUCUCCGUCCCUGAGCCCACCUGGUCUCCUCCCUACCAUGCUGCAGAUCCCGAGAAUGGUGGGGCUGUGAAAAGCACCACUAGUGAGACGCCGGGGGUGACACAGCCGGAGCCUGUCAGGACCGUGGUCACGGGGCGGCGYGUGGCCAACCACAGUGAGAAAGAGCCGGGGGGAGGGUUGUUGAAAAUCUCUGUGAAGGAGGUGGUGACCCAAAGGGACUCGGGGCUGAGCGAAGCCCAGCUGGUGACAGUGCUGGUGUUCGGGGUGCUGACAGCAGUGCUGGUCCUCAUCACUGUCCUGCUAAUGCUGAGGAACUGGCAGAGAGGCCGUCAGAGGUCAAACUGGUGCCAAAGCCCUUCUCAGGCUGCCAGAAAGCUCCAAGACCAGGAGUGUCAGGUGGGCAUGCUCAACACCAUCUUGAUUGAGCCAAGGAAGACCACAGARCUGUGAGCUGCGAGGACUCUGAACUGGGCCCUGGCAGGUCAUCAUGCUGGCAAACMCCACGAACUGCACCCUGUGGAGCCACAGCGGCACCGACCGGGCAGCRGGGAUGGGCUCCCAGGGCAGCAAACACGUUAACGAAACCCUGGGUGUUGAGCAUUGGUGUGACGGCCCUGCUUGCGUCCAAGGUGUCUCCUGUCUGGCUCAGCUGGCACCCAUGGGCAUCUGAAGGCAGGGCUGUUGGGCCAGCCCUGCAGAGGAGCAAUGGUGCACUGCUUGCAGCAGCCCAUGCCAUCCAAGCGCCGAUAUCAUCCGACACGAGUGUUCAGGAACAGGACRGGUAGUGCGAAGGAGGGCACAGCCCUCUUGCAAGCCCAGAUGCUGACAGGCCCUUGGUAACUCCUGUCUGUGACUACUGGAAGGGGCUUUAUCCUCAUUUCUGCUGGUGUUAGGAUGCUUCUUCCAGGGCCUUUGGGACCGUUGUGGCUGCAUGGGUCUUCCUGCCAUAGUACUGUGUGGGGUAGUUCCUGGCUGUUUCUGGAGGCUGUCAUUUCAGAUGCCAUGUCUCUAGGGAGUGACGAACACCCUUGCUCCCUGGCCUUGUGGUUCUGUGAGCCAAUUCAAAGAGACUUWAAAAAUCAUUGGAGGUCUCAUGCCCUUCCUCUGCCCUGGCUGAUGCCUGCCCCUCUUGCUGUCAGAGCUGGGAUUACAAACAUGUUCCCUGCUUUCCUCCUGAUGAUCCAGGGGUCUUUCUGACCCACUUACCAAGCCGUCCUUUCUGGUCUGGCCACAAAUGACCAAGAUCCUCUGCCUCUGCAGUGUGCACUGCUGCCUCACCGUUUGUUCUCCUCUGGGRUCCUCUGGGACUGAGCUGGUCCUUCUCAUAUGUCCUCAUAGGUGAAGCUGGAGAUGGACAAGGCUGUGCUGCGGCUGGUUCAGGAGCAAUACGGGAUCCAGGUCCUCCUUUCCUCUCCCAUUCACUCUGAGGCAGGCAGCUGUCUCUGACUUCAAUCAGUCAUUGUAGCRUUUCUUCAUACAAUGGCUAAACUCCCCACAGUGGAUGUGGGGAGGACAGGCUACCGAGCCUGGGAUGAACACAGGAAGCAGACACAAAACUGCCUUUGCCAUUGCUAAAGCACAGCUGCUAAGAGACAGUAGAUGGUCAGAUCACCUAGUCUUUGAACAGGUCCUCCUGCCUGUGCUGGUCUGGUGUGCAGCAAUCAAUGUCUCUCUCCCAGCGCCAGGGAUUUCUGUACCUCCUCAUGGGCAUAGAGGGCCAASCAGUGGGGCACAACCCCCCACAACCCAAACCCUACUACUAGCUUGUAGGGUUGCAGAGCUGGGUUCAAGGUGGUGUGAGGUGAGCCAAGAAGUGACCACUCAGGCAGGAGAGAGACCUGGGAGGAGAGACUGGAGCUUCAUCAGAAAGAUUAUUUUUUUAAUACAUGGAUGGAUGAUGUACCUUUAUCAAAUAAAA
Malurus melanocephalus (red-backed fairy wren) is the source of this 2808-nucleotide messenger RNA. It is a transcript of the gene DLK2, whose product is annotated as delta like non-canonical Notch ligand 2. NCBI's taxonomy places the organism in Eukaryota, Metazoa, Chordata, Aves, Passeriformes, Maluridae. The transcript is spliced from 6 exons. Gene Ontology annotation, biological process: establishment or maintenance of epithelial cell apical/basal polarity; heterophilic cell-cell adhesion. The record is from RefSeq and is a predicted model, not a curated record. Bases 150 to 1340 code for a protein of 396 amino acids. Gene Ontology annotation, molecular function: calcium ion binding. Gene Ontology annotation, cellular component: protein-containing complex; plasma membrane.